Ornithodoros turicata is the source of this 1203-nucleotide messenger RNA. RefSeq lists its product as uncharacterized. Lineage: Eukaryota; Metazoa; Arthropoda; Arachnida; Ixodida; Argasidae. Gene Ontology annotation, biological process: DNA integration. Gene Ontology annotation, molecular function: nucleic acid binding. Bases 1 to 1203 code for a protein of 400 amino acids. The record is from RefSeq and is a predicted model, not a curated record. The transcript has a single exon.
AUGGCAAAACUCUCAGUGUGUGAAGACGUCCUACUGUGCGGCCAGCGUAUCGUAAUUCCCAUGUCUCUGCGAGAAGAAAUUCUGGGUCGCAUACACGAGGGACACCAAGGAAUUGUUAGAUGCAGACAGAAAGCGAAGGAGUCUAUCUGGUGGCCGGGUAUCAGCAAGGAGCUGGCGGACCUUGUUAGAGCCUGUUCCGUCUGCGAGGAGUACAGACUUCAGCCGUCAGAACCCAUGAUCCCAACGGAGACACCUCCCCUCCCAUGGGAAAAGGUCGGAGUGGAUCUAUUUCACCUAGGGGGAAUCGAAUACGUCCUGGCAGUGGACUAUCGGUCCAGAUACCCAGAAGUGCUACCUCUGUCGAAUGAUUGGUCUUCACGAGCUGUCAUUUUACGCUUAAAAAGCAUCUUCGCGAGGCACGGCAUUCCCCGAGAAGUGGUAACGGACAGCGGUCCUCAGUUUGCAAGUGAAGAAUUCAGGAACUUUGGACGAUAUUAUGGAUUUAAGCACACCACAUCUAGUCCCUAUUUCCCACAAUUUAAUGCACAAGCGGAAAGAACUGUCAGGACUGUCAAACGCCUCAUUCAAAUGUCCGAGGACCCCUAUCUCGCGUUGCUCAAUUACAGGAAUACACCCGGACCUUCUGGGGAAAGCCCAACACAGCUUCUGAUGGGACGACGCUUGAGGAGCAGGGUACCACUUCUUCCUGAACAGCUGAAGCCUGAUUCUCAGCACUAUGGGUGGAAAGACCGAGACACCUACGAAAAGAAGAAACAGAAGACGAACUUUGGCCGGAGACAUCGCGCUCAUACUUUGCCGCCUCUUCAGAAGGGGGAAUCCGUCUGGCUACCACAGCUGAAAAUACAAGGAACUGUCGUGGAUAUCGAUCGCGCUCCGCGGUCCUAUUGGGUGCAGACUAACAAGGGUCUGCUACGUCGAAACCGCAGAUAUCUGAUACGCAGGGCUAACGCCCCUUCAGGAGAGGGGCUCUCACAACAAGAUUCUAUGCUGGACAUUGAGGUUCCCGAAACACCGAUUCCUGUGGGGACUGCCAGAGAAGACUUGGAAGGUGAGGUCGACCAACGGUCCAAAGAUGAUCCUGGCCCGAGGGUAGAUGCCCAGGCUUACGGACAACGGUCCCUGACAACAUCUCGAUAUGGAAGGGUAUCCAAGCCUCCGAACAGAUAUGGUUACCCAGUAUAG